ACUCUCUUCACGCACUACGGAAUCUACCUGGGUGACAACCGCGUGGCGCACCUGAUGCCGGACAUCCUGCCCGCCCUCACCGCCGACCCGCGGCACCUGGGCCGGGCCGUCACCAACGCGCGCCUGCUGCUGGGCGUCCUGGCCAAGGUGGCCAGCAUCCGCGUGGACACGGUGCGGGACUUCGCCUACGGCGCCAGCAUCCACGUCAACAGCCUGGACGCGCUGCUCAAGAGCCCGGCGCUGGGCGCCGAGGAGGUGGCGGGCCGGGCGGAGCGGCUGCUGGGCGCCUGGCCCUACAGCCUGCUCUGGAACAACUGCGAGCACUUCGUCACCCACUGCCGCUACGGCGCGGCCGCCAGCCUGCAGACCGACAAGCUCUGCGAAACACUGAAGAUGAUCAUUCGGGACCAGAGGAGCAUUCUUGUUUCGGUGCUCUUGGGACUGGCAUCUAUCAUGUGCCUAGGUCUGGCACCAUCUACCACCCUGCCCACUAUCUUUAUUCCAUUUAUCUUGUGGAUGGCUGGCUAACAGAACCAACCAGCACCUGUACAUGGAACAUUAUAGUAUUAAUUUGUAUUUAUAAAAGCACACAUUACUUAUCAGCGUUGUGUAAAGAGAAAAAUGUAACAUAACCUUGUGUAAUGUUUUAAAAUUCAGCCUUAUCCAGAACACAAUGCACAAGAAUAGCUUACUGUGUAAGCCAAAUAAGCAGAUUUCCUGAAAAUCUCACUGGAAGGUAAACUUAAACUCCCUUUUAA
This is a messenger RNA of Alligator sinensis (Chinese alligator), 758 nucleotides long. It is a transcript of the gene LRAT, whose product is annotated as lecithin retinol acyltransferase. Lineage: Eukaryota; Metazoa; Chordata; Crocodylia; Alligatoridae. Gene Ontology annotation, biological process: retinol metabolic process. The annotation marks the transcript as partial. Gene Ontology annotation, molecular function: phosphatidylcholine-retinol O-acyltransferase activity. The record is from RefSeq and is a predicted model, not a curated record. The transcript has 2 exons.